Messenger RNA from Penicillium atrosanguineum, 570 nucleotides. RefSeq names its product Isopentenyl-diphosphate delta-isomerase type 1. The record is from RefSeq and is a predicted model, not a curated record. The transcript has 2 exons. The coding region runs from base 1 to 570 and encodes 189 amino acids. NCBI's taxonomy places the organism in Eukaryota, Fungi, Ascomycota, Eurotiomycetes, Eurotiales, Aspergillaceae.
AUGAUUCGAAACAAGGAUCGUCUAUACGUCGCUCUCUACGCUCGGCGCGGAAAGUCUGAAACGUCAGGAAAGAAAGACGCAUACCACUGGGGCUUAGUUAUUGGGCCUAAGACCGAAAAGAAUCCAAGCAAAAGCGGGAUACGCUUUGAUGCGAUAGAGAAAUUGACAACGAAGGGACCAGUCUGGCAGCUUGUAGAGGAGACCACUUCACUGCUACCAGGAACUACUAUGGUUCUUAUCCGAGUCAUGAUUGGUAAAAUCAUAGACAAGGAACGGCUUCUUUCCGUUCUUCGGAAUACUCCUGUUCCCGCAUACGAGCCCAGGCCUGCCCAUGAUAUCUAUAAUUGUUUUACAUGGGUAGAAGAGACGCUGGGAUCAAUUCAACGUGAUGGAAAAGCAAUGGGGUCUUCGGUGCUUGACUGGGAUUCUGUUCGUGAGACUGCCCUGUGGUAUGUCAAGUAUCAUGUCGCGAAAAUGAAGCUAGACCGCCGAACUGAAAGAGAUGGCGGUUACAAUAUAAACACCGUUGCAUCGUGGGAUCUGAUCGCCGGAAAAGAGUUUCCUACCUGA